AACAUGUUCUCUUCUCAGAAAAGUAACGGCGUUGAGACACAGCUUUGCACAGCAGUCAACAAUGCGAUACGUACGCGUAAUGCUGCAGAGCUCGCGUCCAUCGUUCUGCUUGAGCCUCCCUUUCCGCCGAUCUACCAGGACCUUGUGCAGUCGCUUCAGACCAGCUACCCGCAAAAUGCACACAACUCUGAAAGCCGACUCGAUCAGCUAGUGCGGAGAGUCGUCACAGAGACAGCUGAGUAUGAAGACGAGCAGGGGAAGCCGGUGCAAGGCUGGAAUGCAAUGGUCACGUUUCUUGUUGGAUGGAUGACCUUCCUGAGAGACAUGGAUUUGGCCAAUUUGUUGCACACUUAUCAAGGGCUCAAAGACUUGCAAGAACAGGCCAACAGCGCACUGACACACCCAAUAAAGGGCGUCUUGAUUCUACCGACAAUUGUCAACUACGCAAGAGUAUUCUCUCGAGUCGCAUUAGGGUUGGACAAACACCCGGAGCUCAUUCAGCACCUCCUCACUUCUACCGAUGAGGGUUCUCGAGAGUCAUUAUCAGAAAAGGCGGCUAACGUCGUUCGGGUUGCCUUUACUCAAUGCUUGAACGAUCGUGUGGGCACACAGGACAAGAAGCUAGGAAUUUACAAGAUGGCAAACAUUUGCUUAAAGAUUCUCUUCCAAGCCGACAAGCCGGAGAGCUGCGAAACGAUCUUCCGAAACAUUACCAAUUCAUCGCCACCGUUACACAUGUACCCAAAGCCAGAGCAGGUUACGUACCUCUACUACCUUGGCCGCUAUCAUUUCGCCAACACGAAUUUCUAUGCGGCACAGCUGGUACUGGAUCAUGCAUACGACCUCAGUUCGAAAUCGCCACAAUUUAUCAAGCAACGACGGCAUAUACUCAUCUACCUGAUCGCGUCCAACCUGAUCAUUGGCCGGCUGCCCACAGAACACAUCUAUCUAUUGCCCGAAGCGCAAGGCCUGAAAGAAAUCUUCAGUCCAAUAGCAAAAGCCAUCAAGUCUGGUAACCUCGAACAGUUCCGCCGCAUUACAAAUCCAGAUCUCUCCAGCUCGACUGCAGGUUGGCUGAUGAAGUUCCGGAUCUUUUACCAGAUCGGUAACUAUUGCGAAGUCCUGGUCUGGCGGUCGUUGUUCCGGGCAAUAUACAGAAAGACUGGGCAGGAAGGCGGCCAAGAAGGCGGGAUGAACACGAGCAAGGCCGCUGUCCUCGACCUUAAUGCUGUUCGAGUGGCAUUUGCUCACCUCGAAGCACGGGCGAAGAUCAAGAAUCCAGCGAUGGCACAGCAGGGUGCCAUACCUGGACAUCGUAAUUUUGGCCACCUGUUCCAGGACCACGCCUCAGUUUCGAAGUCGUCAUACGUUGAUCCGGACUUUGCGGGUCUCGAAGGGAUCGAGCCGUACAAUCACGAGGUGAAUGCGGCCGAAGCCGAGUGCAUCUGCGCAGCUCUCAUAACGCAGGGGUUUGUCGCUGGUUACAUCGACCAUGCAUCAGGACGACUCGCUAUCUCAGGUGCGAGACGGCCUGGUGGUGCGGCGCAGAACGGGUUUCCAGCUCCGUUUAUGGUAAUCAAGGGCAAAAACAGCGAUGAUGUUCUUGGGUGGAAGAAAGAUAGUGGAGGGAGCAUGCAAGGGCAGGUCAUUCGAAUGAGCGGUGCGAAAGCGGUCGGAGAAUGAGCAGACAGAUGAUAUACCCAUGUAAAGAACAGCAAUUCAACGGCAAAAUGGUUCCGAGUGGGACAUUUUCGACCAAACGAGUGCCUCAUCAACGAUGGCUCUAAUGUUGCU
Molecule: messenger RNA, 1794 nt
Organism: Boeremia exigua
Lineage: Eukaryota; Fungi; Ascomycota; Dothideomycetes; Pleosporales; Didymellaceae
Exons: 2
Coding region: 4-1683 (559 amino acids)
Biological process (GO): transcription elongation by RNA polymerase II; post-transcriptional tethering of RNA polymerase II gene DNA at nuclear periphery; poly(A)+ mRNA export from nucleus
Cellular component (GO): transcription export complex 2
Molecular function (GO): RNA binding; double-stranded DNA binding
Source: RefSeq, a predicted model, not a curated record